This is a messenger RNA of Populus euphratica (Euphrates poplar), 1387 nucleotides long. RefSeq names its product BTB/POZ domain protein TNFAIP protein. NCBI's taxonomy places the organism in Eukaryota, Viridiplantae, Streptophyta, Magnoliopsida, Malpighiales, Salicaceae. The record is from RefSeq and is a predicted model, not a curated record. The transcript has 10 exons. Bases 134 to 1174 code for a protein of 346 amino acids.
GCAGUUGAGUUAGUAGAGUUUGGCAAACAACUAGCCUCAGAUUUGUGUUGCUUCUGCUUAGAAGCUAGGACGGUGACUCAGUGAGUUGAGUUGUAGCUGAGCCGGAAGGAGGGACAAGAACAAACACUCAUCAAUGGCCACCUUAUCCAUCUCCACAGCUCUUCAAAAACUCACUCCCUUCCCUUCUUCUUCUUCUAGUAAGAAACAAAACACAUUUGUCUCAUUUCCAAUCUCAAUUCAAAACCCUAACUCUAUUAGACUCCCCAUUUGUCAUGCCACCGCCAAGUCCCAAACUGGACCCGUCAAGAAACGCUCCUCCUCUUCUUCUACAGCUUCGCCUAAUACUAACAAGAAGAAGAAAAGAAGAAGCAAAGGUGGCAGUGGUGAUAAUUUGAAUUUGAGGGAUGCCGAGAUUGUUAAAGAUGAUGGCGGUCUUGCUAAUGUCCAGGUUGAUGACGACGACGAUGAUGAUAGUGAUGAUGGCUUUUAUUCGGAUUCGGUUUCAAGAAAAGUAUCUACCCAUCCAACUAUGCCUCUGCCUAAACCACCAGCUGGGUUUGUUGUGGAUGAUAGUGGAAGGGUUCUCUUGGCUUCUACUAAGCGGAUUGUCACCAUGGUUGAUCCCACGAAUAAUUAUCCAUUGGAGUGUGUUAUAAGGAGAAUAUUUAGAAGUUCACGAGGGGAUGAAUGCAUGCUGCUAUGUCCAGCUGACACGCCUGUUCAGAUAUUGAAGAGUGUAAAUAUUGACGGUUGGUCUGCGGUCAGUGAUGGAGAAGUUGAAUCUAUUCUUCCAGCUGCUGCAUAUGCUCUGGCCAAGAUACACAUGCAUUUAGUGCAUAGCGGAUUCUGUUAUACGGCAAGAGGAGGGUUUUGUUACUCUGAGGAUGACAUAUUUGAUUUCCGGACAGAUGAUGGUGAAGAUAUAGAUGGCUUGCCAAAUGAAGGUGUGGAAAUUACAUGCUUCCAUCUGGAUGGUGCACAUUAUAUGAUUUAUACACCAUCUGAUCCACUUCUUUUUGUUGCUGUUAAGGAUCAGGAUGGGCAGUUGCAAAUAGCUGAUGAUGAUCUCUUAGAGGACCCAGCUAUCAUAAGUGCCAUAGACGAGGAGACCGAAUUCAAUGCCCUUGUGGAAGAAGAGGCUGCUCUUCUGGAAUCGCUGAUGGGUGAAAGAUGACGAUCGAGUUAGCAUCAACUUCUGUAAACAUGAAACACUCCACUUCUAAGGAAGCGGCUUUUAUUUGUUUCUGCUUCAAGAUAUUUCUCGUGGGAAAGAGAGGCACAAGACCACUAAUUUCUUUUUUGCAUCUUUUCUCUGUAUAUAAAAAAAUUUUGUUUGAUGUUAAAAAUGUUUAAAUUAUAUUUAUUAGAUCUUGACAUGCUGGAUCCA